AUGUGGAAGAGCAAGACUUUAAUCUUGCUGCACGUCGUGCUUGUCCUGAUGCUCGCACAGUCGGCUCUCGCUGCGCUCAAGAACGAGUUCCCAAUCUUUCCUCUUCCCGAGGAGGUGCCUCCCGAGAGUCAGGACGGCCGCAGCAUCUACAGAGGACCCGUGAACGAAGAUCUCUAUCCCGCAGUGCAGCGUCCGGCUCCUAUCGCACAGAAUCUGCCUUCGUCCAAAGCAGGCACGCGGCCGACCCUGGUGGCGGCCGACAUGGCGCGUGAUCGAGACGGCGCUCUGGUUCCUGGCAGACCUUACGCACUCAGGCUCUCGCCAGAGACGAAGCCGACGGGCUGGAGAGGCUUGCUUCCCAACUGGAAGACCGGUGGUGUUACUUCGUCAACGGAGCAGUUGCAACAGCUUCUGCGGGAAAGGCGACCUCUUGAGGCCGUCUACAAUCCCACUGCCGUUCCUGAUACAGCUGCUCUCAGUCGCCCCUACUACAGCAUCAAGCUUCCCGGUAACGGAAGGGACGCCGAGGUGCUCAAGAUGAUGCAAAAGAAGGGAAAGCCUUUCUACACCGUGGGCGCAAAAGGCAAGGUGUUUUACUUUGACACCAAGGAUGGCAAGAGCUGGACAUUCACCGACAAGGUUAGUGACGCCGAUAGGCAAGGAGUCAGCGCCAACCUGGAGCAAGCCAACAAGCAGUACCAAGCGGCAGUUGCUGCUGAAGCGGAAGCACGAGCGAGAGUCCAAAACAGGAUGCUGGCCAGGCAGCAAGCUGCUCGAGCUGCUAUGGUGGCCAGAGAAGGCGCGGCGUCCUCUUCCUCGUGGCUUCAGAAGAUCAAGGGCUGGUUCGGCUCGGCUCCAGACGUUCUGAGGCCAAUCCACCCGGCCUCGCCUGACAACCAGCUCGUCAUCACACUCAUUUUCUCCCCUUCGCAGUCGUCCUCUCUUUCAAAACCAACCUGGGUCGUUGCAGCAGCCGGGAGCUCUGCAGCCUCGUUCAAUUUCCACACGAUGCUUGGCAACAUUCUCCGGGCCUCUUUUCUCGUCCAUCUGUUGCUGCUGGUCUGCGAUGUUGCGGGUGCGCCCGUUCAACGAGGAUCGUCUCUGCCUCCGAUCCUCGAGAACUCGCCGUUUGGAGCGCAGCCCAUUGGCACGGAUCCAGCACUGAUCCCGGGCCUAGAGGCGGCCCGAGCCAGAGCGGCUCUCCGCCGGCUGCAGGGUCAAAGUGCCUUCGCAGGACCGAAUACCUUCCUCCCGGGCAUGCGCGAGGUGACUUCAGCUCCCGCUGGCAAGGGCUCUGGUUCCGAGUCAUGGUGGCCGUGGUCUGGGUCUGGGGCCGCCUCGACUGACGCCGAGAUCAACGAGCUGCUGCACGCUUCACCGACCUCUCGAGCGGGCAAGGAUAUCUCGACCAACCCUGCUACGGUGGGCCGAUCGUAUCAGGCGGUGAAGCUGCCCGGUGAAGGUAUGGACGCUCUGGUGGUGAGCAGGAUGAUGCAGCAGCGAAAGCCGUUCUUUGUGCAGGGCGCCAAGGGCCGUGUGUGGCUGCUGACGCUCACCGGCGACUUUAGCGCGUACCGUGCGACGCGACAGCAGGAGAGCGUAGCUGCGCUCGUCAGAGACGCUAUCAAGAGCUGGCCCAUUCCAACGGUCGCCAUCCGCAACACGGCUGUUCCGCAGCAAGUGAUCAGGGCCGGACGCUCCGCGGAGGCCAAUGCGCCGCUGUGGGAACAGCUCAGCGAUGCCUGGUUCGGAAAGGUCCGCCAGGGCGUCAAGUACAUUCGUCCCGCCUAG
Molecule: messenger RNA, 1791 nt
Organism: Moesziomyces aphidis
Lineage: Eukaryota; Fungi; Basidiomycota; Ustilaginomycetes; Ustilaginales; Ustilaginaceae
Source: the annotation of a GenBank genome assembly